Molecule: messenger RNA, 1052 nt
Organism: Symbiodinium sp. CCMP2456
Lineage: Eukaryota; Dinophyceae; Suessiales; Symbiodiniaceae
Source: the annotation of a GenBank genome assembly
GACUGGAGACCGAAGUGGAGAAGGUCCUGAAGGAGCAGGCCGUCUGCUUCUACGCGGAGCUCCCGAGCAAAGGGCUUGGCAGUGCCGUGUGCGUGGGCCAAAUCCUCCCAGGCUCUGACAUCACCUGGAGCACACACUGCUCGCAGGACCGGCUGCCCAAGGUUCGCGCUCUGAUCCAUCGCUGGUCGGGGCCCAUCGCGUGCGCCGUGCUGGGCCCAAGAGGUUCUCUUCGCAGCCUACGAGCAGAGGCCGAAGAGCUCUGCCGUCUUGCCGGCCCACGGCUGGCUCUGGCGCUCUUUGCCUGUGGUGGGUCGGGCAAGUACCCGGCCAACGGACUCCGGGCGUCCUCCCUGGAGCUGGUUUCAUCACGCUGGGCGCUCGUGGCGGAUGUCGACCUCCUUCCCUCUCUUGGGCUGCAGGAGGCCUUGAGUGGGCUGCCCUUGCCACCUCCAGGCGUUUGUGGCAAAUCGCCUCCGAGCUGCUUCGUGGUACCGGCCUUCGAAGCGUGUGGGGAGGCUGCGGUGGAUCUAAAUCGCCUCUUGGAUCUUGACGUGGCCACUGCGCGGGACCAACUCAGGAGCCUCCAUGACACGGGGCAAGCUGGCCUCUUCCAUGGGCAGUCCUUCCCGGCGGGUCAUGCGGCAACGGACCUUGCGUUGUGGCUGGCAAAGGACACGGUGCAGACGUCCUAUGCCAUCCAAUGGGAAGAGGGCUUCGAGCCGUAUGCUCUGGUCGACGUCCAACGCCUCCCAAGCUUUGAUCUCCGGUUCGACCAGUUCUUCCGGCAUGACAAGCACUCCCUCUACGCGGAGAUGGCAGCAUCCGCUUGGCAUUUCCGGGUGCUCCGAGAUGGUUUCCUCGUGGACCAGCCGCACGACAAGACCGGUCCACCACCCUCCGAGGAGGAUCAUGCUCUGCGAGUCCACGCCAGCGGCCUGAUGCGUCGCAAGUUCCGGGAGCUCCGCUGUCGUCAGCUUCAAACAGUUUUUGGCACCUUGGAGGACUGGUCGGCCUCAGCUGCCUGCCCCUGCCCGGCUCACUGUGCGGGCGAA